This is a messenger RNA of Ostertagia ostertagi, 801 nucleotides long. The record is from the annotation of a GenBank genome assembly. NCBI's taxonomy places the organism in Eukaryota, Metazoa, Nematoda, Chromadorea, Rhabditida, Trichostrongylidae.
AUGCAGUAUUUACAAGACAUGGGCCAAGCUGUUACCGCUGCUCUUGCGAAUUUCGGUAUCGAUGCAAGUUAUGAGGUUCGAGGUGACAACAAGACAGAGCCAUCUGCUGAGGAGAAGUCAAAAGCGGCAGCAGGAGAACAAGGGCAACGUUCAGAGACUGAAACAAACAAGGAGAAUGUUGAAACAGCAGCCAGUGAAGCGCAACCAACCGCUCCGCCUACUACACCUGCACCGCCUGCAACACCUGCAGCACCUGAAUUUGGCAGCCUUGAAAAUGCAGAGGCCGAGUACUGUCAAGCUGUGGAGCAGGCCCAAGAGGUCAAGGAGGUCAGCGAGGACCAUCAUGAAAAGGCUGAAGAUGGCCAAAGUCAUCUUGUGAAGGCACCCAGCGAGAAAUUUCGCCAUCUCGAGGAAGCUGAAGAGGAGUAUUGUAAAGCCGUAGGAAAGGAGUCGAACGAAGAGAAGGAGGUCAACACAGUGAAGGGGAUAAACCUACCCAAUGAAGCGAUAGGUUUGCAGAGAGACUGCAGAUGUUUCGUUUCUCGUGUGGGUCGUUGGCAAUGUCCUGCAUGUUGCAAAAAGGCGGGAAGAACAGCGAGAAGGCCGGGCGGAGAUUUUCAGCAUGGAAGACCUGGCCUAGUGGUGAAGCCAAGAAGACGUCGCCUACAAAUCUCCAGGGCUCUGACAAAUCCAGCAGUGAAUCUAGCGAGGACUCCGACUUCGAAACACUGUCUCAUGAAAGCUUCCAGGAUUGCUCCGACAGAGCUUCUCCGCAUGCGAAAGUCAGAAAACUAUCGUUGA